GGCCGGUUCGUAGCGUAAUCCCGUAUCGAAAGCGUUCUCCUCCCCCACCAGCCGAUGGAUGGGUCCGCCCAACGCCGUGGAGUAGGAAACUAGGAAUCACUUUCGCGCGAGACUUCUGUCUGAAAACAUCUGGUUGAAAAACUUUGUUCCUGUGGUUUCGAGAAAUUAGCUUUCCCAAUGGCGGAGGGGCCGACGACGGAGACGAAAGUCAUGUGGGAGCCGAAGGCAUCCGUCUUCAAAACAGUCGGCGUGUUGAUGAACAACAUCAUCAAAUACUUUUUGUUAGCUUUGAGAAUGGUCACAUGCGUAGUUUUCUUUUACGCCCCUUUCAGGAAGAAGAAACUCCUUCCGCCGAUCAAGUCUCACCUACUCAAGAUGAGCGCGACACAGCUGGUUCAAAAGCUCAAAUCAAAAGAAGUCAAAAGCGUGGAAAUUGUUAAAGCUUUCAUAAACAGAAUAGAGGAUGUCAAUCCUAUUAUAAACAGCGUCGUGGAAGACAGAUUUAAAGAAGCUAUCAAAGAAGCGGAAGAUGUGGACGCGAUUAUCCGGGAUAGCAAAGAUCUGGAUCGAUUGUUCGAAGAGAAGCCUCUCUUUGGCGUCCCAUUGUCUGUAAAAGAGACAGUUGCAGUCAAAGGCAUGAGCAACAACAGUGCAAGAAGCAGAGUUAGCAGCAAUAUCGCGGAAAAGGAUGCGGACGUUGUUCACCGUUUGAAAAAUGCAGGUGCCAUACCUUUGGUCGUGACUAACACUCCAGAACUUUGCUUCUAUUUCGAAACUUACAACUCCCGAACGGGGCGUACCGUGAACCCAUACGACACGAGAAGAACGCCCGGUGGUUCUUCAGGCGGUGAGGCUGCUAUCAUCUCCUCGGCAGGUUCCGUGAUCGGCAUCGGUUCUGACAUAGCAGGCUCCAUUCGUAUUCCGGCCAGUUUUUGUGGAAUUUUCGGUCACAAACCAACACCCGGCUACAUAUCAAACGACGGUCACAUCCCUACGAGUGACGAUCCAGACUGGAACAAGUACUUCACUCUCGGCCCGCUAACCCGGUACGCCGAAGAUCUUCCGCUUAUGAUGAAAAUAAUGACGAAUAGACAAAGAUUUGAAAAACUGAAGUUUGAUGAAAAAGUUGAUCUGUCUAAAAUCAAAGUUUACUAUAUGUACGGAGAAGGACCAAAAUCCCUACUUCAAGAUGCUCCUAUAUUUUCUGUUAAAAAGGCCGUUAAAGAAGCUGUAGACGGACUUGUUAAACAUUUAAAAUGCCAUAGCGAAAAGGUUCAAUUGGAAUGUCUUAGAAAUUCUCUACUUCUUUCAACGCUUAUUAUGCGUAUGAAGGGCAUUGAAAACGUGCAACAGCGCGAUGAAAAUCCAGAUAACUGGGGAAUAGUCGAUGUCGUGAAAGUAAUUUUUAAGAAACUGACUUUACAAACAAGUGCAUCUAUUUCUCUUGUCCUGUGGGGUCCAUUGAAGUAUUUCAUCAACAGAUUUCCGCAGCCAUACAGAGAAAAGGCAGAAAACAAGCAGCGGUAUUGCAGACAAGCACUCCAGAAACUGCUCGGAGAUGAUGGUGUUCUUAUAUAUCCGACGUUUCCCUGGGAAGCUCCAUUCACCGACACAAUGGGCUAUCAGGUUACUAAUGUGUCGUAUUGUACUCUGUUCACUACAACUGGCCUACCAGUUUCACAAGUACCAAUUACGCUUAACAACGAUGGCCUCCCCAUCGGUGUUCAGGUAGUGGCUGGACCGCAUCAAGAUAGACUGUGCAUAGCCGUAGCUAAAGCACUCGAGAAGAUCAAAGGUGGUUGGGUCCCACCACCUGAAAUUGGAUAAAAUCUUAUUAUUAUUUUUUUAUCAAGGACUUUUAUAUAAUCAGUAUUAAUGUUAACAACUAUUUUUAAUACAAUAAUUCAUGUUAUUUGGCCCAUGACACUCAUUUUUAAUGAGAUAAUUUUUAUACGGAAUUGUGUUUUUAUUAUAAAAUAAAAUUUUAGGUUAUGAACAGUGAUGUGUUUAUAAUUAGUUUUACUACACAUCAGUGAUGAUGUUUCAACACACACUUUCAAACCAUCUGUGUAAUGAGCUUAUAAAAAAUUGCAUGAUAUGAAAAGAUGACAUUGUAUGACUAAAUACAAUAGCUUGUUUAUAACAUAAAAGGAAAAAAAUUCUUUAUCAUGCAUAUGAGCAAUUUUUGUGUGUAUAAUUUUUUAAAAAUUAGGUUCUGUUAUGUAAUUGUAUUAUAUAAAUAACUAUAUAUUUUAUUGUAUAAACUAUAAUAUUCAUUUUAUUAUAUUUAUGUUUAUAUUAAUGUGCUUAUCUUCUCUAUCAUAUGAUACGUACAAUUACUUUAUAAAAAUAUAUAAUUUUUGGCUUGCUAAACUCAAAUUUGGUUUUGUCUUAACAUUAGAUUUUUUUAGUUAAAUUAAUGUACAUCUGAAUUUUUCAAUAUACAAAUUUUUUUUUGAAAAUUGAAAAUUUUUGUAGGAAGUAUUUUUACUUUCAUUUUCAAAUUUCAUAAAUGGUAUAAAUAGACUGAAUUAUUCCAUAUAAGUUUAGCAGUCAUUAUUGACCAUAGUAAUUAUUUUAAUUAAUUAUUCUUUUUAUCUAAGAUUGAGAUGAAAACGUUAGUGACAUGAGUGAGAGACCCACAAUCUUUGGCUCAAUACGCUGCUCUAGCCAUUUGAGCUAUCAUGCCUUCCAUCCACUGCAGUUCGAAUCCUGCUCGUAACUUUUUUAUCUCAAUAAACCUUAGAUAAAAAGAACAAUUUUUUGAAUUAUGUUGUUUUUCGAUCAAUCCAAGCUGUUAUUCGAUGUGUUAUACCGCCACCUAAUAUCAAUGGUUUCAGUUCCUAUUCACUACUGAAUAUUGAUCAACUUGUUAUUACAUGUAAUAGUAUUAUAUUCUACAAUACAUAUUAUUACACAGAAUUGUAUUUGUGCAUGAGACAAUGAGUAUUAUAAAUUGAUGGUUGCUAAAUUCCAAUAAUUUUUAUAAUAUUUGUCACAUAUGUUAUGGUUUGCAAAAUUUCUGUGAUGCAUUGGCUAAGAAAAAUUAAAUUAAUAAAAUGAUUGUUAAUAAUUA
This is a messenger RNA of Cimex lectularius (bed bug), 3076 nucleotides long. RefSeq names its product fatty-acid amide hydrolase 2-like. Bases 178 to 1827 code for a protein of 549 amino acids. NCBI's taxonomy places the organism in Eukaryota, Metazoa, Arthropoda, Insecta, Hemiptera, Cimicidae. The transcript has 11 exons. The record is from RefSeq and is a predicted model, not a curated record.